Messenger RNA from Nilaparvata lugens (brown planthopper), 686 nucleotides. RefSeq names its product mitochondrial import inner membrane translocase subunit TIM14. NCBI's taxonomy places the organism in Eukaryota, Metazoa, Arthropoda, Insecta, Hemiptera, Delphacidae. The coding region runs from base 194 to 550 and encodes 118 amino acids. Gene Ontology annotation, biological process: protein import into mitochondrial matrix. Gene Ontology annotation, cellular component: PAM complex, Tim23 associated import motor. Gene Ontology annotation, molecular function: ATPase activator activity. The transcript is spliced from 4 exons. The record is from RefSeq and is a predicted model, not a curated record.
AUACAAAAGUUAGGUUAUGUCUUAACCUUACUUUCUCAUUUUGUUUCCUUCAAACGAAAUAAGUUUGUUUAUUUGCUGUUCAACUAAAAUUUUGGCAAAUUUCCUACACAGGAAUGUUAAAUUGUAUUAUCGUGAACAAAUGACAGAGUUGCACAAUCCUGCAAAUUAACGGUGUUGUAAAUCGAUUCAAAAAAUGGCAAGUACUGCUAUCGUUGCAGGGAUAGGAUUGGUGGUCGUCGGAUAUACUGGCAAAUAUCUGCUAAGGAUGGCUCCAGAAAUAUCUCAGAGAAUGGCAGAAACUCUCAAAACUCUUCCCAAAGUUGAUGGAAAUGCAUUCGCCAAUAGGAAAUACUAUGUGGGAGGAUUCGAACCGAAGAUGACAAGACGAGAAGCCAGCUUAAUAUUGGGCAUAUCACCCACCUCUAGCAAACUCAAAAUAAAGGAUGCGCAUAGGAAAAUAAUGCUGCUAAAUCAUCCUGACAGAGGUGGAUCACCCUACCUUGCAGCAAAAAUUAACGAAGCUAAAGAUAUGUUAGAUGGUAACAAGUAGGUGUGAACUAAAUUCAAACCUCCUGUUCUCUUGUAUAGUAUGAGAAAUAUUGUUUAUAUUUUUAGGAACCAAUCGAUAAUUACUGUUGUAGAUGUAUUAAAUAUAUAUUUGUGAAUAAAUCUUGAAAUUCAACCAA